CCUGUUGUUAUAGAAGAUAAAUCACAGGGCUACAUGUAAUAGUUUCACAUGGUUAUUACUUUCGGUCUAUUCUUGUCGUGCUAGUUUCACCGCUCGCUGAGAUCUCAGCUUGUAAAGAGGCUGGCCCAGCACUUCAAAUUGUUUUAUACAUCAAGUGUAAUCCCGUCUUGCCACACUACACGAAGAGACGCCAAUUUGUUCGGUUUCAAGAUGCAGACGGCGCUUUCUUUGCUCUGAUGAGAGGAAUUUUUUUUUUUAAUUUCAGGCUGAAUAUAUUGAUUAAGAAGUUUUUAAUUUCCGGCAAGGAUGAAAAAAUAGCUGGAGGCUGUGCGAUGUGACAUUAUCGAACAGAUUGUAUUAAAACGAAAAUGUGGGAAAUCAGGUUGGGCCUUGGGUUUGAAAGUUAUGGAUGUGAUUUGUUUGAUUUUCAAUGGAUAUUCGCAUGAAAAAACAUGGAGCAUUUCGUUCUAUUAGGAGUCCUCGUGCUUGCUGGACUAACGCUGGGUGCCGAUGUCUUGACGUCAUAUCCUUGCCCAAGACAGUGCGAUUGUUACCAAGGGAACAUGGAAGAAGAGGUCGUGAGCGUGGUGUGUCGCCUAGACUACAUUCAACAGACCGUGAAUUUCUCCGUGAUCCGCACUGAGGUUACUAGUAUACUAUAUAUUCUGUGUACCUCAGAAGACACGGUCUCGCAUGUGGUUGAUAACAUGUUCAAUACCCUCAACUCCUUCAUGGGACUCAGCAUCGAAAAUUGCAGAAUUUCGUACAUGCCGGAAAAAUUCUUGGCGGGAAUGCGAUCACUAGAACAAAUUGAAAUCAAAUCAGCAGGGACAUUAGAGAUGGAAAAUUCUGUAUUUUAUCAAGUAUCAAAACUUACCCACAUUACGGUUACAUCAAGUCAAGUGACCAAAAUGCCUGACCUCUGUCAGUCGUCGAACUUGAAGUACGUGAAUAUUACAAACAAUGACCUUCACUCUAUAUCAUCGUCUGGUGUUGUCUGUGAAAAUAAAACAAUUCUAUCGAAACUGUCCACUUUAAUUUUGGAUAGAAACUCAAUUUUCAACAUUUCGUCAGGUAGUCUAAAGUCCGUGCCAAACUUGACGGACUUGCGCAUUGCUGAUGGCAACCUUUUGGAUUUAGAAGGAAGUGCUUUAGCAGACGUGACAAAGAUAAUAUAUCUCGACAUUACAAAUAACGCCAUUUCCGAGGUACCAGCAUCCCUAUUUAGUGCCAACCGUGAGUUAAAGGUGUUAGGACUGGGUAGAAAUCCGUUAGGGUUCAUCGAAACGGGAACAUUUUCAAACCUAGCAAAUUUACUAGUUUUGACUCUAGACGACUCUGGCUUGAAUGACACUGUGUGGGAUUCGUUACGGCCCCUCCGUCAGCUGAAAGACUUGCAGUUGCAAGGCAACUACAUCACUGAAUUGAAUCGGACCGUUUUAGAUCAGCUCAUCUCUUUGCAAAAUCUUGAUCUUAGAAACAACAGCAUUUCAAAUUUGUUCACUGGAAUGUUUAAAAGCUUGUUUCAAUUGCAAUUUUUGCAUCUAAGUCAAAACAAUUUAUCCGUUAUAAAAAAUGGAACAUUUGUUGGCCUUCAGAAACUCAUGACUCUAGAUUUACAUGGAAAUAAAAUUGCGACGAUUGAGGAAUCCGCAUUAGCAGGCUUAGACAUUCUAUCAGAACUCGAUCUUUCAGAUAAUGCGCUAAUGGAUAUACCCGACUUUAACAGUGUACAAACAAUGCAAUCGCUGGAUCUGAGUUCAAAUCGCAUACAUACUUUGUCUUCCAAUUCCUUCCAAGGACUUAAACAUCUUGUAAAACUAAAUCUCGCACGAAAUCUUUUAACUACAAUUGUAAAUAGCGUGUUCAUAUAUUCUCAAAACCUUGAGAUUCUCGAUCUAUCUUUCAAUCAAAUACGAGGUAUUCAUAGAGAAGCUUUUGAAGGACUGCAGAGCUUAUCAAAGCUGUCAUUUCGAAGCAACCGCUUGGAAAAUAUUUCCAUGGUUCCGCAGAAUUUACCCGCUCUUAAAUCGUUGGAUUUAAGCUCCAAUAUGUUGUUAACUAAACUAUCGAACGGGAUGUUUCCAGAAAAUAUUGAAAAACUGGAUUUGUCUUACAACAAUAUCAGUGACAUCACAGAAUACGCCUUCUAUAGUUAUCAAGGACUCCACAUCUUGUCUCUAAAAGGCAAUAGACUGACGACACUUUCAAUGAACGAUCUCGCUGUCCCUAUCAAGAGGAAUAAAACGAUGAUGGUCUACAUCGCAGAAAAUCCUUUCAAUUGUGACUGUGAACUGAUUUGGUUGAGGAAGAAAGUGAGUGAAGUGAGCAUGGACACGGGGUUCCCCGUGGUAGGUGACAUGUUCUCCCUGCAAUGUCAAUCUGGUUAUAGGAUUGAAACGCCCGUUCCAUUUUAUACAGUACAAAUUGACGACAUGUUGUGCAUGUAUGACAAGGUAUGCGACAGUGAGUGCUUUUGCUGUGACUUUGAUCCAUGCGAUUGUAAGUUUGUCUGCCCGCGUGGGUGUUCGUGUUACAGCAGUUCAGACUACAUGACGACGCAUUUUGUCCAGUGCUCAAAUCGAGGAUUCAAAGAGUUACCAGCUAGUUUUCCGGCCUUAACAACGGAACUGUCGAUGGACGGAAACAAUAUUUCCGAAAUAAACAGUAACGAUUUCGUUGGGCUCAUAUACCUGAGAGUGAUACAUCUCAACCACAGUGGUAUCACAACGCUGGCCAACUACAGCUUUAUUGGACUGCGACAGUUAAAAGUUCUUUACCUAAACAAUAAUGACAUUCAGAGUAUCACAGCUGGAGUUUUCACCAACCUCUGGAAUUUGACGGAGCUUCAUCUGGAGUACAACAGGAUUUCGUUCAUAGAGGAGGGGGCAUUUUCAUCUCUGACUUCGAUAUCUGCCCUCUAUCUGAACCAUAACGAAUUAGUCACACUCCCAGACUCAGCACUUAAACUAGCAUGGAUUCUACACAAUUCAACUUUGGCAGAAAAUAAGUGGUCAUGUGAUUGCAGUUUUAUGGUGUUCUUCCUCCCUUUUUUGACGAACAGAUCAGCAGCAAUUGCUGAUUAUAGCAACAUGUACUGUACAGAUUUAAAUAAGAGAAUCAGCUUCAGAGAGGUGACUACUAAAGUGUGUCCCAAUAUUACGUCUGCAAUAGUUACCGAUGUGAAGAAGCUAGAUGGACUCUUCAGAAAUUCGCCCACCAUUUUGAUUAUUUUUGCCGCCGUAGCCGUUUUCAUCAUUGUGACGACAUCUAUUAUUGCACUCUUAAUUUGUUACUGGAAACCAAUAAGAUUUUAUAUACACAAAAAAUGUAAAUGUGGAGGAUCAAAACGGGGUGUCGAAGAAGACAAACUGUAUGACGCCUUCGUUGCUUAUAGCCAUAAAGACGAUGACUAUGUCACAAGAGAAUUUAUUCCACGUCUUGAGAAGGAACAACGAUAUAGACUGUGCGUGUAUUAUAGGGAUUUCCCGGUAGGCGGGACCAUAGCAGAGGCAGUCGUCUGCAGCAUUAGCCGAUCUAAAAGAACGAUUCUGUUGGUGUCCAAAAAUUUCAAUGAUCAUGAAUGGAAGAAUAGUGCUUUCCACAACUCGUUUCAAACUCUGUUUAGACAGAAGAGAAACAAUCUCAUCGUUGUCUUUCUGGAGGACACGAGGGGAAUAGACUUAGACAGAAAUUUAAAUAUUCUUGUGAAAUCGCAUCCAGUGAUCAGUUAUCGGGACAUGUGUUUCUGGGAGAAGCUCCAAUAUAUGAUGGGUCAGUCAAAACGAUCCAUCAUGAGAAAUAACACCCCUGAUAUAAUUCUCAAUCAUAACUAUUCUCCCCAAGAUGAUGAUGGAUACGAAACGCCCGUGUCAUCGUCUGCUAGUCAGACGGAAACGGACAAAUGUUCCGGUUUGGAGAGAUGUUCUCUCGAAAGCAUUAAUAAUAUCUACGAAGAAAUCAGGUCUUCAAAACUAUCUGACAUCAGUGCGUUAUAGAAUAGUGUCUGCAUUUUUUUUUUAUAAAUAAAAAGUUGUAUAUAUUGUAUAUUAAGAAAUACCGUUCAACAUUUAAAAUAUUCAAAUUUUAGCAGCUUAAAAAUUUACAAUAUUGUGUUAUAUUUACAGUUUACAUUGUCCUUUAUUUUACAAAUGUCAGCUUACAUAUUUAAUGUGUAUUUAUAGGCCUAUGUUAAUUAUAUGGGCUUUCAAUGUAUGUAUAUACAAUGUACGUGCAAUUUUAUGUCUAGUCAUGCAAAAUAUCGAAAACACCCGAUAAAGACCCCACUACAUACUGUACAAUUAGUGAACGCAAUAUACUGUGAAAUCAGAUUUAAUUAAUAUUAUCGAGGAACAGAAAGUGGGUUCUUGUGAAGAAUUGUUUGAUCCUCGAUAUCAUGUUACCAGGACAUGAACUCAUAUAUACAAUGUAUGUACAGUUUCCAGUAUCAAGCAGCGGCCCGACAGUCGAUGCGAGGGCUAUAGGAUAUAUUGGGCGAGGUUUGAUAAAGCUUGAUGAUUACAUGCUUCGUAAUAAAAUACAAUGUGGAUAUAAAAAAAAA
Messenger RNA from Ostrea edulis (European flat oyster), 4561 nucleotides. Its product is annotated as toll-like receptor Tollo. Bases 453 to 3998 code for a protein of 1181 amino acids. Gene Ontology annotation, biological process: signal transduction. The record is from RefSeq and is a predicted model, not a curated record. The transcript is spliced from 2 exons. Gene Ontology annotation, molecular function: protein binding. NCBI's taxonomy places the organism in Eukaryota, Metazoa, Mollusca, Bivalvia, Ostreida, Ostreidae.